AUGGAAUUCCUCAAACACCUCCCAGAAACACUAUCAGCAGUCCCCCCCUCAACAUACUGCCAAACAUUCUUCCUCCUAGCAACCACAGUCGUCCUAUCACUACACAUCCUCCCCAAUGAAGCACGCAACACACUCACCAGCUACGGCGCGCGGCGGUCCGACACCGCACCACCGCAAUCUAAUACGCUUUCUCUCCUCCGAAAAGUAACAUCGAUAGGACAGGUGCCCCAUUCGUUCUUCUGGCACUUCUAUCUCCUUUCGACGUGCCUAUCUGCCGUUUGGGCAUGGCAGUAUCUUGCGCAGGGGGCGGGGAUGGGCUUUAUAGCAGAGAAGCAGGUCUUGUUCAAGGAGCCGUCUGUGGAGCUGGGACGCGUGUUUCUGGCGUGGAUGAUGAUGGCUCUUCAGGGUGGGAGGAGGUUGUAUGAGUGUUUUUGGGUGGUGAAGCCUGGGAGGACGCCUAUGUGGGUUGUGCAUUGGGCUUUGGGGUUGUCGUUUUAUGCGAUUAUGAGUGUCUCUGUGUGGGUGGAGGGAUCUGGGGCUAUUCUUGAGUCGUGGGAAACUCCCAAGGCAGCUGUGCUAUUGUCUUCGCGUGUUCCGUCUACGCUGGCCGUGUUCUUUGCUGCUUGGAUCAAGCAGAAUGCGUGUCAUAGACAUCUGGCCAGUUUGAAAAAGUACACGCUGCCGAGUGAGGGCAUGUUCAAGUAUAUUGUCUGCCCACAUUAUACAUGCGAGUGCGCCAUAUAUCUUGCCAUUUCGUACAUGGCAGCGCCGCCUGGAAAGACGUUCAACAUGUCCGUCUUGUGUGGGCUCGCUUUUGUCGUGGCUAAUCUCGGCUCUACGGCAUACGGUACCAAGCAGUGGUAUGCUGAUAAGUUUGGUGCAGAUAAGGUGGCUAAAAAAUGGAGUAUGAUUCCCGGUAUAUUCUAG
Messenger RNA from Pochonia chlamydosporia 170, 927 nucleotides. Its product is annotated as 3-oxo-5-alpha-steroid 4-dehydrogenase. The transcript has 2 exons. Gene Ontology annotation, cellular component: endoplasmic reticulum. Gene Ontology annotation, molecular function: 3-oxo-5-alpha-steroid 4-dehydrogenase activity. NCBI's taxonomy places the organism in Eukaryota, Fungi, Ascomycota, Sordariomycetes, Hypocreales, Clavicipitaceae. The record is from RefSeq and is a predicted model, not a curated record. Gene Ontology annotation, biological process: dolichol-linked oligosaccharide biosynthetic process; polyprenol catabolic process. Bases 1 to 927 code for a protein of 308 amino acids.